Hydra vulgaris (swiftwater hydra) is the source of this 3511-nucleotide messenger RNA. The record is from RefSeq and is a predicted model, not a curated record. Lineage: Eukaryota; Metazoa; Cnidaria; Hydrozoa; Anthoathecata; Hydridae.
UUGUAAAAUGGUUUAUUGUGUUGUCAAUAGAUCAAAAAUCAAUACUAAUGUUGAUUGAUUUUUUGUUCUUUGACACAAAAGCUUGAAAUUUGGUAGAAAAAUUUUGCUCUUUGACAUACUGGGAAAGAAAAUAUUUUUUCAAAGAUUGUAUUUUACUAUUCAUGACUAAUAAGAAGUAAUUUUUAUUAACGUUUUAUCUUAUCAAAUUAGUCAUGAAUAUUGAAAUUAAACAAGGAGAUGAGUUUGAUAACUUUGAUGAGUUUGAAAACAAAUUGGCUUCUUUGUCGGCAUUUACAAACAUUUUGUGGACUAAAUGUAACAGCAAAACUGUUACAUUGGCUAAUAAGGGUUUGAGUCAGAAUUCAAAACAUUUUGAUGAGAAGUUUAAAUUUAGAAAUGUAACAUAUUUAUGCAAGCAUGGAGGAGUUAAGAGAACAAAAGGGAAAGGAAUUCGCCCAAAUCAAAGCUCUUUCAAAAUUGGAUGUAGUGCCAAACUUUAUAUUAGUAUUAAUAAAGAUAAAACAAAACUAGUAGUACAGCAACUUCAGGCUAACCAUAACCAUGAAGUCAGCAGAACUGCUUUUAUGCAUUACCCUGAACAACGCCGGUUAAGUGAAAUAGUUAAAGAUGAUAUUGGCACAAUGUUUAAACUUGGUGUUAAAGUCUGUUUUUUAAAAGAAUAUUUAAAAAAUAAAGAAAGAAAAAUAGUAACAUCGAAAGAUUUAUUCAACAUAAAUAAAAAAAUUGAACUAGAACGCAAUAGUGAAAAAUCAAAUGAGGCUUUAUUGAUCGAUGAACUCAUGUCCUUCUGUGAAAAAGAUCCUGAUGCAGUUAUAUCUGUUCAAGUUGAUUCAGACGGUGUUCUGCAGUUUCUUUUACUAAUAAGUGGAGAUAUGCAGCAGGUGUUUGAUAUGUUUCCUGAAGUGCUAAUGAUUGACUGCACAUAUUGCACAAAUAAAUUAAGAAUGCCUUUAUUCACUCUGUUAGUUGAGGAUGGAAAUGGAACAGGUCAGGCUGUUGGUUAUGCUUUCAUUGCACAAGAAACUGAAAACACUCUGCAUGAUGUGUUUUCAGAAAUUGAACUUAUACUGAAUCUUAACCAAGUAAAGGUUGUCAUUCUUGACAAGGACCUGAAAGAAAUAGGUGCAGUUUCCAAGGUUAUGCCUACAGCAGAAAUCCAACUAUGUAAGUUUCAUGUUUUGCAAGCAUUUUAUAGAUUUUUAAAUAAACAAGGUUUAGCUAGUAUAGAAAAAGAUAAUCUAAAAAAAAUAUUUAAAUCGCUUGUGUAUGCAAAAUCAAAGAAAUCGUUUGAUAUAAAUUUGGGUCAUCUUGCUACAGUUGCACCAGAAGUUGUAAUGGCAUACUACAACAAAAAUUGGGGCUUGCCACACCAAGUUAAGUAUUGGGCAUACUAUGAAACUAUCAAGUAUGUUAAUCUUGGUAAUACAACAAAUAACAGGUCCGAGUCCCAUAACCAAAAAAUUAAAAACAUAUUGUCUAGGAAAAUGUCUUUAGCAGAGGCAGUAAAAUGUAUCCUUUUGUUACAUACUUGUAAAUUUGAACAAAUGGCUCAUAUUGAGUUUAAUCAAUCUUUUAAAGAAUCAUAUAGAUUAGGUACUGAUGAAGAUGUAGUUACAGAUGAUAUUGUAAAAGUUCUAACUCCAUAUGCUGCUGGAAUUGUAAUUGCAGAAUUAAAAAAGUCUCGCACAAAUUUGUUAGUGUUAAAUAAAGUAUGUUCGUGUCCUUUGCAGGUUACUAUGAAACUUCCUUGUCGACAUACAAUGGCAGUGAAAAUAGUAAAUGGUGAUGCUAUUUUUAAAGCAGAUGAUGCAGGAGAGCGAUGGCAUUUAAGCUAUCAAAAAAAAAGUUGGCUUUCUCGUAAGACCAGAAGUUUGCAUAAUCAGGCUAACAAUGUUUUUCAUUUUUCAACUAAUAAAACCGAAAAAAAGACACUUAAAGUGCCAUUUUCUAAAGACCAGAAAUUUAAAACUGCCAUGAAUCUAUGUAAACCAAUUUCGGAUUAUUUAUCCACUCUCGGAAUGAACGAGUUUGAAGAAAAAAUUGAUUCCUUAAAUUUAAUUUAUAAAUUGUGGUUAGCUGGGAAAAAAGUUAUAAUUUCUGAUAUGGAAGCGCAAGCAUUGCCUGAAAUCUCUAAUUUGCCCAAAGUGUUUGCUUUGCCUGAAAUCUCAGAUUUGCCUGAAAUGUCAGAUUUUCUAGAAACGUCAGAGUUGCCCGAAAUGUCUGAUUUGCCAGAGAUGUCCAGUUCUCCAAACUUUUCUGAAUCUUUGUUCUCUGCUUUACCAUCUAGUCUAAAUUUAAAUGAACAACUUCAAAAUCAAGGAAACGUUUUAUCUCCAAAUCAAUUUUCUCUAAAUGACUGCGUAAACUUCAAAGAUCUUCCUACAACUAAAUCUGAAUGCUGCACCGGCCAAGCAAUAAACAUUUUUAAUAAUUUAGCAAAUGUAUGCUUACCUAAAGUCCCUCCAGUUGUAGGAAAUGUCAAAAUUAAAAAAGCAAGGCUCAAAAGGAAGCGGGGUUUGUAUAAUGAUCCUUACCAUCAAUCGUGUCAGCGAAUUUUAGGCAAAACUGCUCAUAAGGAACAGUUAUUAAAAAAGCAACACUCUGUCAUAGAUCUUCAACUAUUCUCCAUUAAGGACUCAUUCGAGAUGUUAUCUGAUUUGCACAUAAACAAAGCACAAAAGCUUUUAUCCAUGCAGUUUCCAGAUGUAAAAGGAUUACAAGACCUUAUUCUUGGGUCAAAACUUCAUUUUAGAGUGCAAUCUGGAAAGUUUGUUCAAAUUUUACAUAAUGGUGCAAUGCAUUGGCUUACCAUUUCAAAUUUUUUAAGUACCCAUCUUAACUCAGUUGAUGUUUUUGAUUCCUUAUAUUAUGACUUAAGUGUUAGUGGAAAGAUGCAAGUAGGAUCAAUCAUGAUGGUUAAAGAACCUUUUUUGAAAUUACAGUUCAAAGAUUUCCAAAAACAAUCUGGUGGGGUUGAUUGUGGUCUUUUUGCAAUUGCAGCGGCAACAGAUUUAUGUUACAAUUAUGAUCCAAGCAUAAAAUGCUAUAAGCAAGAACUUAUGCGAGAUCAUUUGUUAAAAUGCUUCAGUGACAAUUACUUAACGCCAUUCCCUAUAGAGACUAAUGAACGAAAAAAGAAAAAACUACCUAAACCAAUUAAUGUACCACUAUAUUGCAUAUGUCGUCUUCCUGAUAAUAAAGAAGAAAAAAUGGUUAAAUGCAACAAUUGUAAGGAGUAGUUUCACGUUUCAUGCCUUUCCAUUCCAAAGAAUAUAUUUGAUAAUUCUGACAACUCUUUACAUUGGCAUUGUAAUUCAUGCAGCUAACUAAGUAUGUCGAGAUAUCAAAGCUAAUCAGUAUAAACGGUAUUAUAUAAGUUUAACCAAGUUUCUUUUCUGUUUCAAGUUGGUGAAGAUAGUCAUAUCCGAGGCGAUGAUGAAAAUGAUAUUUAAAAAAAGUUUUGCUAACCAGAAUAUAAUUAUUACACAUU